UAAUAAACAGAAAAGGAGAAAGCAACUGAUAAAAAAAAAUUGCCAAUCGGCUGACCAGCUGAAAAACGUGUGCUAGACUCUUUUGCCUUUUGCGAUAGAUAAUGGCAACGAUGACGAUUGGCAGUAAAUUUUCUGUUUGCACACAAUUAUACACAGUGUCUUUCACAACAUCGAAAAAUCAUUUGAAACAUUCUAAUCUAUUGGUUAACGUUUAAGUAUAUGUAUACACGCGGAGUAAAAAACUCGCUCAAUAUCGUGCAUGUAAACAAAUUGGACAGAAUCAACAGAACAUUUAUACACAAAACAACAACAAAUAUUAUAUCAAAUCAUUGUGCUGAUAGCCAAUUGAUAGUGAAUAAACUUUGAUUUCAAAUCUUCCAUGCGAGCAAAAAUAAAAACAUUUCAACCGAAUUUACCGCUUCCAAUAAUAGAUGCAUUAAAGUAUAAAUGCGUAUGCAUGAGACGCACUCAUUUUUCUGUGGUCUAAAUGACGUUUCGCUCAUCAAUGACAACUUGAAUUUUUAUAUUUCGUAAACAACACAUUGGAAAUUAGAUUCGGGAUAUUUCCAUUUCGAUAUUGGCCCAAAGCAAAUGGUUUUUCCCCCGUGAUGUAAGUAAGGAAUAAUAUAGCUAAAACAAUGUCUAGACCCGUUUCGUAUAUUUCGUGGGCUCAACGAAAACAUCUGCUGGUUGAGCACUUUCAAAAAUCAUGGUUGAUUGUCAUCUUUGGUCUGAUUCUUUUCGUUGCCGGCUUUUUUGUGUUGAAUAUAAAUGAGCGACGAACGGCCCGUAAAAUUGUAUCAUUAGAUGAGGCAUUAUCGAAUGUAAAAAGUGUGAGAGUUGAUGAAAACCAAUUGAAAGCAAAAAGUGGCCAACUUCUUCACAUUGUUGCACGAUUAUACACAGACGAACCGCUCACCGAACCCGAUUAUAACAUCCAAGUGCAGGCGGUCAAACUGAAGCGGCGCGUUCAAAUGUACCAAUGGAUUGAAGAAUCAGUAGAUCCGGGCUUUGGUCAGAGUAUACAUACGAUUGACAGCAAUGAUAAAACCUAUUAUUAUACACAAGAUUGGAGAGACGAUUUGGUUGAUUCGUCAUUGUUUCACAUGCGAAUGGGCCAUGAAAAUCCAAAACAAUUUCCAAUAAAAAAUCGCAUUCAAACGGCCAAUCAUGUGUUUAUCGGUAAUUAUGAGCUGGGCCCAGAUGCAAAAUCAAAAAUCAAUGACUACAUCGAAAUAACGUCAGAUACUCGACCAGAAGAUCCAUCGGUUAAAUUGCACUCAGGUCUCUAUUAUCAUUGUUACAAUGUAUUUAAUCCAGAAAUUGGUGACAUUCGUUUGCAAUUCUUGACAGCUGGAAUUGAAGGAAAUUUUUACACAAUCAUAGCUCAAUAUGAUGAUGGUUUGCUGGUGCCAUUCGUAUCUAGUAUUAAUUCAACGGUACUAAUUUUAAUACCUGGUCGUCAUACCAUCGAAGAAUCAUUUGAUGCGGCACAUUACGAACGAAAAUUACAUGCAUGGGCACUCCGGUUCAUCGGUUGGGUGCUGAUAUUUUUCUCAACGAUAUGCACAUCGGAAUUGUUAACGGUGUUCUUGGGCGAUAUUCGUUUAUUUGCUAUUAUUUUACCAAAUCCAGAACAACCACUUUAUGGCAAUGUAUUGCUGUCAUUUUCGUUGGCCAUCAUUUUGAUUGCACUUUGUUGGUUAGUACUACGACCAUGGUUAGCAUUUGGAAUGUUAUUUGCGGCCAUAUCACCGUUUAUAUUUUGUGCACGAAACAUUGUUCAUAGUUACCACCGAUUAGCCACUCAAAUUGAUUGAAAACAAUAGCAAAUAGUUACUUAACGAAACGCAAAAACUGAAUAUUAGAACAAAUUAAUUUAUUACUAGGAUAAAGAAGGAUUUUUUAAAAGAACGAAUGCUCAUCUAGUCUGUAGAAAUUCGGUUUCAAAAGAGUGAACAAUAAGAAUGUAAACCAUUUUAAAAUGAAAUAUAGAAAAUAUAAUGAAAAAUCACAUUUGA
Molecule: messenger RNA, 2021 nt
Organism: Contarinia nasturtii (swede midge)
Lineage: Eukaryota; Metazoa; Arthropoda; Insecta; Diptera; Cecidomyiidae
Gene: Tmem43
Product: transmembrane protein 43 homolog
Exons: 6
Coding region: 639-1820 (393 amino acids)
Biological process (GO): nuclear membrane organization
Cellular component (GO): nuclear inner membrane
Source: RefSeq, a predicted model, not a curated record